GAGCAGCCUCACUGCCAACAUGAAGUUCCUUUUGCUGCUUGGAUUGGUGGCUGUGGCCCUGGCCGAGACACACUUUGAGGGAGAUAAAGUGUUCCGUCUGAAGCCUGUGCUUGACGAGCAUGUGACCCUCAUUAAAGAGCUGGCUGACAGCAUCGAGUUGGACUUCUGGAGGCCCGAGAGUCCCCAGCUGGUGACCGUUGACAUCGAUGUAGACAUCCAUGUGCCCGCUCUUUACCUGGACAUGGUCAGAGUCAGACUGCAGCAGAGCGACAUGGAGCACGAGGUGCUCAUUGAUGAUCUGGAUGAGGCCGUGAUGCGUCAGCGCGACAGUGGCCCUGUCCCCAGAGCCCACAGCUACACCAGAUACAACACCUGGGAGACUAUCCACUCUUGGAUUAACUCUAUCGCCGCCUCCAACUCCGAUCUCGUCAGCAAAGAGGUCAUUGGAAACAGCUACGAGGGACGCCCCAUGACCCUCCUUAAGAUCGGCAAAAAAUCCAGUUCUACAAAGAACGCUAUCUUCCUGGACUGUGGUAUUCACGCCAGAGAGUGGAUCUCCCCCGCCUUUUGCCAGUGGUUUGUUAAGGAGGCCGUGUCCACUUAUGGCAGUGAUGCUCAGAUGACCAGCCUGCUCGACCAGAUGGAUGUGUACGUUCUGCCCGUCAUCAACAUCGAUGGUUAUGUGUUCACACACACCAACAACAGGAUGUGGAGAAAGACCCGCUCCAGGGCUUCUGGAACUAGCUGCAUUGGAGCUGAUCCCAACAGAAACUUCGACGCCGGCUGGUGCACCCUGGGAGCUUCGAGCAACCCCUGCAGUGACACCUUCUGUGGGUUCUCCCCUGAGUCCGAGAUCGAGGUCAAGAAUGUGGCCAACUUCAUCCGCAGAAACAAAAGCACCAUCAAGGCCUACCUCACCAUCCACUCCUACUCCCAGCUGCUGCUCUUCCCCUACUCCUACACCUACGAGCUGGCCCCAGACCACAGCGAGCUGCUGAAGGUGGCUGAGGGUGCUGCCAAUGCUCUGACUAGCCUGUAUGGGACCGAUUACACCAGUGGUCCUGGUGCUGCCACUAUUUACCCUGCUGCUGGUGGCUCUGAUGACUGGGCCUAUGACCUGGGGGUGAAGUACUCCUACACCUUCGAGCUGCGCGACACCGGCCGCUACGGCUUCCUGCUGCCAGAGUCUCAGAUCCAGCCCACAUGUGAGGAGACCAUGCUGGCCGUCAAGUACAUCGCCGCCUAUGUGCAGAAGAACAUCUACUAAAGAGAGAGGAGCUGCCAGGACCCCUGCCAACUCUCCUCCUCUGUACCAGCCCCCAGACCUCCCACUCCAGCCUGUUUCCAUGGAUACGGGCACCUCCCGCCAUGUUGCCUCGCUGUGCUUGACAGAAUGUCAAGAUGAGAGCAAACAAUAAAAUCAAUGAUCCAU
Molecule: messenger RNA, 1432 nt
Organism: Boleophthalmus pectinirostris (great blue-spotted mudskipper)
Lineage: Eukaryota; Metazoa; Chordata; Actinopteri; Gobiiformes; Gobiidae
Gene: cpb1
Product: carboxypeptidase B1 (tissue)
Exons: 11
Coding region: 20-1267 (415 amino acids)
Biological process (GO): proteolysis
Molecular function (GO): zinc ion binding; metallocarboxypeptidase activity
Source: RefSeq, a predicted model, not a curated record